Molecule: messenger RNA, 1021 nt
Organism: Scatophagus argus
Lineage: Eukaryota; Metazoa; Chordata; Actinopteri; Scatophagidae
Product: olfactory receptor class A-like protein 4
Exons: 4
Coding region: 1-999 (332 amino acids)
Biological process (GO): G protein-coupled receptor signaling pathway
Cellular component (GO): membrane
Molecular function (GO): G protein-coupled receptor activity
Source: RefSeq, a predicted model, not a curated record
AUGAACAACCUCAUGGAGGAGGCUAAAAACUCAGAGCUUGUGGGGAUGGGACUUCGUGUCUCUGUGUCCCCCACACAAACUGCCUUUUACAUCAUCCUGGUGUUUCUCGGCAUCCUGGGUAAUGCCACUGUGGUCGGAGUGAUUGGAAGGAGUGUGUUAACGGACCGUGGUGGAGGUCGUAACUCGGACAUUAUUAUCAUUAACAUGGCACUGUCUAAUCUGCUGGUGUCUUUGGUGAGGAACACCCUGCUUGUCAUCUCAGACAUGGGACUUGAGCUGUACUCAUCCAAAGAGUGGUGUCAGUUCUUCAUGGGCAUCUGGGUGUGGCUACGAUCUGUCAACGUGUGGUCGACACUCUUCCUCAGUGCGUUCCACCUCCAGACGUUGAGACGUGUAACUCCCAUUGUUGGGAACCUGCACGGGCCCCGGAGCGCACCUAAGACCCUUCUGCUGAGUCUCGGCCUCAUCUGGCUUCUCAACUUUAUUUACUCCAUUCCUGCUCAUAUCUUUUCCACUAGUGGAAAUGAGAACAGCACAGAAACCCUGAUGCUGGUGAGUAGCACAACACGCCCCCUGCUGGGCUGUGUGUGGAAUUUUCCCACCAGUUACAGUGGCCUGGCCUAUGCCACCACAUCUAUGGUGAUCCAUGAAUCAAUUCCCAUAAUCCUCAUGGCUUUUACCAACCUGGGCUCACUUUACACACUCUACACCCACGGCAGGGUGCGCAGUUCUGUGCAAGAUGCGCCUGUCAUCAAACGGGUACCUGCUGAGAGACGAGCAGCCAAGGUAAUCCUCGCUCUCAUAAUGCUCUUCAUCGCAUCCUGGGGAACCAGCGUUAUCUCUGUCAACUAUUUCAACUACAACCGCGGCUCCUCGGCUGACUUUCUCCUGGUCGUUGCUCGUUUUGCCAACAUUAUCUUCAUUGCCAUGUCACCUGCUGUUCUGGCGGUUGGCCACCGGCGACUGCGUUCUUUCAUCAAGUCUAUGCUCGCUCACUGACAAGUUGUCUGGCUGACAGUCG